UCAGCUGACAGGCACACCCUUAGCAAGGCUCAUGCAAAGCACUAAGUUUGUUAAAACCUUGAGCUGAAAACAAUUUCUGUGUGCAAUACAAUAUUCAUUGGGUCAGUGGCAGCAGAAAAAGAAUGGCUGAAGUGAUAGUGGAACGGAGACAUGAGUUUACCCUCCAUGCGAUGGUUUAGGGUUUAAGUGGCUGCAUUGAGGGGUUUUUCAUGGCGAUGACAUCGUGUUCGAAGAGAGAUAAGAUUUUAGAUUUGACGCAGGUUUAGGGAGCCGGAAAGUGCAUUGAUAACAGUUUUGUUUUGGGGUCCAUGGCGGCAUUAGAAUUUGAAGCGGAGAAUGAUGAUGGGUUUGUAUUCAAGGUCCGCAAGAGGCAUUUAGAGUAUACAAGUGUUUCCCCUCUGGAUACAAUGGAACCUUUGAAGGCACUGGUGAAGGAAAGACAUUCUCAUGAAGAUCCGGAACCUGUUGCAGGACACCCAUGUGAUUUAGAGAAGAAAGCAAAGAGGUUGUUGACACUCAAAGAAAUGUAUGAAGCCGAGUUAGAGGCGUGGAAGAAAUUAGAAGCAGCUGCUGUACCGCUGGUUUUCGAAGAGCCACUCUCAAAUUCUGAUACACCACUUUCAAGUCCUGAGCAGGAUCCACAUGCGGAGUUUUUGAAGGAACUAAAAAUUGAGGUCGAAAACAUGGAGGAGUAUAUCAAGCGGCUGCAGGACCACAUUGUGCUCGCAGAAAGCACGUAUAAACUGCGUGUGAAGGAAAUGCGAGAGGAUGCCAACUUUCGGCCAGCAGAUCAGAUUGUUCUUGCUCUCACUGACCAAGCUACAUCCGAUGUUGAUGUUCUAGCAACCCAAGGAUCACUGAGUUCGUCCGCAUCACUGAAUGAUCUGUAAACACCGACUGAGAGGCUGCAAAAGAUAUUCUGAUUAUGCACCACCCUGCAUUUUGCCCCUGGUGGUCGUGACAAGUUUGUCCUCCUUGGUUUACGCAGAGCAAUUAGACAAGGGUUUCACCUACUCCAGAUAGAAAGGAAUACUCUCUAGGCCAUAAUCCAGGGCUCGUACGAGGCUUUGAUUUAUUCCUGGGGCCUAUCUUCAGGAGCUCUAGCAUUAGUGUUCCAAUAGAAACGAACUGUACAAUAUAGUCGUCCAAAUUUUAAAAUUUAGUGAUACUUUUCUGGGGGCUACAUUGUUAGGUUAUUCAUUUGUAGAACGACGUGGAGUCAUUCUUUUCUCUUCACAUGUGUCGGAGGGUGAUAUUUUGCAAUACUACAACACAUACCAGCUUCAAGCUGAAUCUUGAGUUGUCAAUGUUUAGACAAUGGAUCGAAGAUAGUAAGCGACCUGAGGUUCGUUGCAAAUAAAUUGCACCUUGAACA
Molecule: messenger RNA, 1375 nt
Organism: Physcomitrium patens
Lineage: Eukaryota; Viridiplantae; Streptophyta; Bryopsida; Funariales; Funariaceae
Source: RefSeq, a predicted model, not a curated record